AUGGAUGUCUCUGGUCAAAAGCACCGACUUCAUUCACACCCACCUCCGCCGCACUGUCCAAACCAACCACCGUCACAGGCCACCACCUCCGUCUCCUCCGCUCAGUCGACGUGGAGCAAAACCACCGUGACUUGUUCUCCUUGCAUUGGGAAAGCCCUGAUUUCGGAGAAGACUAUUCCUAGAGUUGAUGUCGAUGAUGUGGUUGGAACUUAUAAUGGCCUCAUAUGCCUAGCUGAUUAUGGUUUUUUGUGCCUCAUUUGGAACCCAUCUAUAAGAAAGUGUGUGGUUUUGCCUAGAACAACUGCUACCAAGAAGAAGGAUUUGACUAGGGUGAUCAAAAGUUUCGGGUUUGGGUACGAUUCUAAGAACAAGGAUUACAAGGUUUUGAGGAUUUUGAGUGAUGGUUUUCGUGAGUUUGAGGUCUACUCCUUGGCUAGAGGGACCUGGAAGAGCCUUGGUGAUGUUCCUGUAGAUUUUAUGCCUUUUCAUUUUGGUGUUAGUCUUGAAGAGAGACAUGUUUGUGUCAAUGAUGCUCUGCAGUGGUUGGUUCUGCGGCGGCAGAAGAACAAGGACAAUGCCAUUGUUUGUUUUGAUCUGCAGGGCGAGACGUUUACUGAGAUGGCGGUGCCGGAUGGUUUGAGGAGGGAGUUGUGCUAUGUUUCGAAGUAUAGGGAGUGGCUAGCAUUGAUCAGGUGUAAAAUUGUAGGACAAGAUCCGACUAGUUCUGGUUUUUUCAUGUGGGUCAUGAAUGAGUAUGGUGUUGAGGAAUCAUGGACUAUGUUGUUCAAUGUGCGUCUGGUGGGAUUUACAUAUGAGCCGCUUAGUUUGACAACGAAUGGGGAGGUGGUGCUCAAGAGGGAUUUUGGUGACGAGCCGAUUUGGGUGGAUCUUAAUAGGAAUUAUGCUAAAGGUUUUGGAAUGAAAGGAUAUAGGUACUGCUUCCUGGAUUGUUUUGUAGAGAGCAUUGUUUUACUUGGCCAAUCCAAUGCUAUUUCCUAUUGA
Molecule: messenger RNA, 1002 nt
Organism: Fragaria vesca subsp. vesca
Lineage: Eukaryota; Viridiplantae; Streptophyta; Magnoliopsida; Rosales; Rosaceae
Product: F-box/kelch-repeat protein At3g06240-like
Exons: 2
Coding region: 1-1002 (333 amino acids)
Source: RefSeq, a predicted model, not a curated record